Ostreobium quekettii is the source of this 432-nucleotide messenger RNA. The record is from the annotation of a GenBank genome assembly. NCBI's taxonomy places the organism in Eukaryota, Viridiplantae, Chlorophyta, Ulvophyceae, Bryopsidales, Ostreobiaceae.
AUGUCGCCAAGCAGGGCCCUGUGGGCGGCGGCCGCCCUCCUCCUGUGCCUGGCAAUGGCGGACGCCAGUGAGUUCGCCGCAAAGAACGUGGUGACGCUCACGAGCAAGAACUUCAAGGAGGCGACGGCGGACGGGAAGCUGUGGCUUAUCAAGUUCUACGCUCCCUGGUGCGGCCACUGCAAGCGGCUAGCGCCGACGUGGAAGGAGCUGGGCGACGACUAUGAGGGUAGCAAGGAGAUUGCUAUCGCCCACAUCGACUGCACGGUGGAGAAGUCCAUCUGCAGCGAGGCAGAGGUCAAGGGCUACCCAACCCUGAAGCUGUAUUACGAGGGGAAGCUGUACAAGCCAUACAAAGGCGCAAGGGACAAGGAGAGCCUGAAGAAGUUCUUGGACGACGCUGCAGCGGACAUGAUGACAGAAACCGUCUCAUAA